UAACUUGUGCAGCCGUGGGUGGAGGUCAAGCUUGUGCAGCCGUGGGUGGAGGUUAAGCUUGUGCAGCCGUGGGUGGAGGUCAAGCUUGUGCAGUCGUGGGUGGAGGUUAAGCUUGUGCAGUUGUGGGUGGAGGUCAAGCUUGUGCAGUCGUGGGUGGAGGUUAAGCUUGAGCAGCCGUGGGUGGAAGUUAAGUUUGUGCAGUCGUGGGUGGAGGUCAAGCUUGUGCAGUCGUGGGUGGAGGUCAGGCUUGUGCAGCCGUGGGUGGAAGUUAAGCUUGUGCAGCCGUGGGUGGAGGUCAAGCUGGUGCAGCCGUGGGUGGAAGUUAAGCUUGUGCAGUCGUGGGUGGAGGUUAAGCUUGUGGAGCCGUGGGUGGAGGUCAAGCUUGUGCAGUCGUGGGUGGAGGUUAAGCUUGUGCAGUCGUGAGAGGUCAAGCUUUUGUAGUCAGGGAGGAGGCCAAGUUUUUGCAGUGGGGGAGAUGAAGCUGUCCAGACGUUAUCAUAGCCAGCUUCAUUAUUGAAGGCUGUAAUCAUUGCUGAUUUGACUGAAUGAUGAGAACAUUGACUGAAGCCUCGAAAUGGAGACAUCAGAUGUACGCAAGAAUUUUAUCCUCACGACAACUGGAAACUACUUUGGCCUUUCCCUAUCGGAUCCCCUGUUGGUGGCACUGAAUGAUGACCAGAACCUCAACACCUUUUUGGACUCUGGCAACUGUCAACUCCUUGGAGCUCAUAUGGUCCCUGAUGAGGGACGCAUCAUAUUGAACACCAAGAUUGACUCAUCACUGAAGAAGGAUAAGCUGCUGGUGUUCUUCAAGAUGAAACCUAAUGUGAUAACUGCUGAUAACCUUGCUGACAUUUUUGUAUCCUCCAUGAUUGACUCUCCCAUUUCCUCACUCUACCAUUCUCUUCAAAAGUUAUAUGCACCCAUACUGUUAAAGGUGUUGGCACUCAUGAAUACUGACCUGCUACGGCAUCAAUCUAAAUGGAAGGAGCUGCUAAAGGAGAUGCGAUCCAUCAUGCAUCAGUUGCAAGAAAAAAGGCCUUUGCUUGAUCAAAAGUCUUGGUGCUCCCAUUGGGACCGUCAGCUGUACAAGGCUCUGGAACAUCAGUUCAGUUGGGACUUGAAGCUCUUAACCCCAAUACCUUCCAGAAUUCAAAGUGGAGUUGACAUACAGAUUGACUCAUCACUGAAGAAGGAUAAGCUGCUGGUGUUCUUCAAGAUGAAACCUAAUGUGAUAACUGCUGAUAACCUUGCUGACAUUUUUGUAUCCUCCAUGAUUGACUCUCCCAUUUCCUCACUCUACCAUUCUCUUCAAAAGUUAUAUGCACCCAUACUGUUAAAGAGCAAACUGGGAGAAGAAGAUCUGUGGGGAGGACAGUACAAUCAAAUAGAAAAAAGUCUGUCAGAAGGCAUAACAGUUUGUGAUCGUUGGGUUGACACUUGUCAGAAGCUUACUUCUAUGUUUUGGAAAAGUGGUGCAGACCAGAUGUGGGAAGGCAAACCAUUCACCCCAGAUUACUGCAAGAAUGUUUCUAAGCGCCUAACUGAAAUAUUGAGUCUGCGCACCUUGCAUAAGCAACUCACAAGACUUCUAUCAUUAAGUGAACAGGAGGAGCUCAAAACUGCAGAGGCUUUCAAGCCAUUUUCUGGCUUAAAGCCAGUUCAGUACAACCCCUACACUGAACCACUGUGGCAAGCAGCAGUACGUCAAUUUGAAAAUUCCUUGAAACCUGCAGAACAACGAAUUGCUGGUAAACUAAGAGCACAGCUCCGAAAUAUGGAUUCAAGUGCAUAUCAGCUCAUGCAGGAGUUUAAGCGAUACAAAGAACUAAUUAAACGUGAAAGCAUCCAAAAAGAGCUUGUAUCUGAGAGAGAAAUGUUGCUUAGUGAACUUAGCAGUUAUAUUCGAACAGCACGUGCUGAUUUUGGGAAUACAUCUGUCAGUGGACCUAGACGAAUGACGAAUGUUCCUGAAGUGGUUAGCAAUAUCUAUUGGGUCAAACCAAUUCAUGCAAAGAUUCUUGAUAUUGGAAAAACAGCAGAUGCCUUGCUGACUGACCUAACUGGCUAUGAAGAGCUUAAAGGCAGCAUUGCAGAAUUUUGUGAGGAGCUGGAAGAAUAUCACAAUGAUCAGUUUGACUCAUGGUCCCGAGAUAUGCUACAUAUGAUAGAUACACAGGAGCUCAGCCUGGCUACAGACUCCCCCGUGCUAUCAUUCAGCAGAGGUCGACUGCUGCGAGUGAAUUAUAAUCCGCGACUGGUAGGGUUGGUAAGGGAAGUAAGUCAACUUGCAAUCCUGGGCCACAAGAUACAUCCAAAUAUAAUCAAAAUGGCAAAUCUUGCUCAAAAAUUUAUGAAGCAGGCUAAGGCCUUGGAAGAGAUUGCAAACUUCCACAACACAGUAGGAGACCAGAUGAUUCCAUCUCAGCGUCCAAUGAUGCUUGAAGCAGCACUUGCCCUCUCAGGCUUAGUGCAGGAACAGACCACUAUCACUUGGUCUAACACUCAACAGUUGGAUGCUUACAUUGCCAAACUUAAGACAGCAACGCAGAGGUUGGCUCGGGAAAAUAAACAACUGGCUCAGUGUCACCUCAUGAUCAAGGAAAGAGUGUUGGCACUCAUGAAUACUGACCUGCUACGGCAUCAAUCUAAAUGGAAGGAGCUGCUAAAGGAGAUGCGAUCCAUCAUGCAUCAGUUGCAAGAAAAAGGCUUUGCUGAUCAAAAGUCUUGGUGCUCCCAUUGGGAUCGUCAGCUGUACAAGGCUCUGGAACAUCAGUAUCAGUUGGGACUUGAAGCUCUUAACCAAUACCUUCCAGAAUUCAAAGUGGAGUUGACAUACAGGCAACAGAGGCUUCAAUUUAUCCCUCCAAUGGAAGAAAUUCGCAUGAAGUAUUAUGGGCAAUUGAAGCGUUUUCUAGUCAUUCCAUACCAUUUUAAGGGUGUGAAUGAGGUCAAUGAACACCCAGUAUUCCCAACCAUCGUAGACCGUAAUGCCCAUCGUUUUGCACAGCUGUUUCAGCGAGCUGAAGAAUUAUUUGAGAGACUUGAAAGUAUCAAGGAACGUUUCGUGGAUUUAUGUGCUCUUGGCUCAUGUGAUGUGGAACAGCUGGUGGAGAAACUCUGUAAAACAGCUGAAGACUGGGACCGAAAUUUCCGAGCCUCAAAAGCAAAGGGUCAAGAGAUUGGAAAAUUACCAAGUACAGAGGAGAAACUGGAUUGCUUCAGCAUAAGUUUCCAGCCAUUACGAGUGGAGUUGGAGAUAAUGAAUCGGCGUUACUGGGACAUCCUUGUACAGUCCCUUCAUAAUGCUAUUAUAAAAGAUAUCAAUACUAUUGAAAAAUUCACCGAGGAAGCAGUAGAUGUCCUCAAAAAACAACCACAAACUGUAGAAGAGAUUGCAACUGCCAGCCAGAAGCAUACUGAAUAUGCAAAGUUAACUGAAGAGAUGGUAGAACUGUUUAAUGAGGCAGAGCGUAAGAAUAAGACCUUAGCUAGCUGGACAAAAGAAAGAGUGGAGCAGGUGUCUCGUGUCACCAUGCAGUGGGACAACUAUAAAACCUUAAUGGAUAAUCAUGAGCAAAUUGUUGCAAAGCAGAUUGAAGCAAUUAAAGGGAAUCUGGAGAGCCAAACUAAUAACUUCAACAGUGAGGUAGAGAAAUUUGGAAUGAGAUGGUUUCAGCUUCGUCCUCGUGAGGAUCAGUUGGAAGGUGAUGGAGACCACUUGCAGGAGGCCAUUGCUUUUGUAGCAGAGAAACGUUUAGAGUGGGACCAGCUUAUGGAGACUCGAGACAGCCUGAAGAAGGACUAUGAACACUUUAACAUGGGGGAGCCAUUCUUCCCAGAGAUUGAUGACAUUGAAGCUGACUUAGUAAAGCAUGAGCAAAUUUGGGGUUUAUUUGACGAGUUCAACACUAGUAUGCAAGAAUUUUCUAAUGAAGAAUGGAUUGUUUUUAGAAGUAAAACAUAUAAAUUUGAGGAGUUCCUCAAUAGCUGGAGUGAGAAACUACGAUCAUCUGCAGAGACAACCCCAGUCACCGUGCGCCUCAUUCAUGAAAUUGAAAAGUACAAAGCAGUAAUACCAUUGCUGAAAUAUGUAAGAGGGGAAGUAUUUUCAGAAAAGCACUGGAUUGAAAUGUAUAGCCUACUUGGGAUACCCACCAAUGUUACAGUAGAUAAACUCACCUUUGGACACUUCUUAAAGGUACGUGAUAAUUUGAUACAACAUGGUGAGGCAUUAAAGGAAAUGAAUGCCAAAGCAACGGGUGAGAUUGUUAUCCGACAAGCAUUAGGAGAACUGGAUGUGUGGGAGGUUGAUGCUCACUUUACUAUUGUUCCUCAUAUCGACUCAACUGGACAUCAAAUUAUGCUCAUCAAAGAAUGGAAGGAUAUCAUCAACAAGGUUGGAGACAAUCAAAGUCUGUUGCAGUCCUUGAAAGACUCGGCAUAUUUUGCAGCAUUUGCAGAUCGUGCUAGAGUAUGGGAACAGCGUCUAGCUGACCUGGACGAGUAUCUUACCAACCUGAAUCAGAUACAACGUAAAUGGGUGUAUCGGGCCCCUUUUUUUUCAGAGGUCCUUACCCAAUUAGCAAGGUCGUUUUUGGAGGUAGAUGAUGACUUCAACAUUAAGUCAGAUGUGGGAAAAGACAACAAAGUGGUUUUUCCCCCGCCGAUCAAUGGCACAAACACGUUGGUUACUCUUCUUGAUCAACUACAAGGUAAAUGUCAGAAGAGCCUUAAUGAAUUCCUUGAAGAGAAGAGGUCAGCUUUUCCUCGCUUCUACUUUAUUGGUGAUGAUGAUUUGCUGGAGAUCCUGGGCCAAGCUACAAAUCCAGAAGUUAUUCAGAGUCAUCUCAAGAAACUUUUUGCUGGUAUCCAUUUUGUGAGAUUUGAUGAGAACAAUUCACACAUUGUGGCAAUGAAGAGUCUUGAAGGUGAAGAUGUUCCUCUUAGAAGACCUGUUGAAAUAACUACAAAAGUUGAGGAUUGGUUAAGUGAGCUAAGUGAGGAGAUGAAGAGGACACUGAAAGAGCUGUUGAGAGAAUGUUUAAAAGAAGGCCAUACUGAUGCAGGAAUGGAUCCUCUUAAGUCUCCUUCUCAGAUACUGUGUCUAGCUGAUGCCAUCCUCUUCACAGAACGAUGUGAAGAAUCUAUUCAAGAAGGACGUCUUAGCAACUUUAAGAAAGAACUGGAGGCAAAACUUGAAUCAUAUACCAGUGUAGACCUCAGUUCAGAUGGAAGCCCAGAGGGUAAGGCAGAUAGUCUAGUACUGGAGCUCAAGUUGAAGGCACUCAUCUUGGACACCAUCCAUAAUAUUGAUGUUGUCAACAUACUAAUAACCAACAACAUUCUCUCUGUAGCAGACUGGGCAUGGCAAAAACAGCUAAGAUUCUACAUAAGUGAAGAGGGAUCAGCAUAUAUGAAAAUGGUAGAUGCUCAGUUUGAUUAUACAUAUGAAUACCAAGGCAAUGCCCCCAAGUUGGUACAUACACCAUUAACUGACAAGUGUUACCUAACACUAACACAGGGUAUGCACAUGGGACUGGGUGGAAAUCCUUAUGGCCCUGCUGGAACUGGUAAAACAGAGUCUGUGAAAGCUCUUGGUAGCCUUUUUGGACGUCAAGUUCUUGUAUUUAACUGUGAUGAAGGCAUAGAUGUUAAAUCAAUGGGCCGCAUAUUUGUUGGUUUGGUGAAAUGUGGUGCCUGGGGAUGUUUUGAUGAGUUCAACCGUCUGGAAGAGGCUGUUUUAUCAGCUGUCUCUAUGCAGAUUCAGACCAUACAAGCUGCUCUCAAGUCGCAUGCUUCAUCUACUACUUUAUUGGGCAAAGAGGUACCUGUUGAUCACAAUUCUGGCAUUUUCAUAACACUCAACCCAGCUGGAAAAGGUUAUGGUGGUCGUCAAAAGCUUCCAGACAAUCUAAAGCAAUUGUUUAGACCUGUUGCAAUGGCCCGUCCUGACAAUGAACUAAUUGCUGAAGUCAUUCUAUUCAGUGAGGGCUUCAAGGAUGGGAAAAAUCUUGGACGUAAACUUGUUGCAAUCUUCAACUUGUCAAAGGAACUCCUUACACCACAGCAGCAUUAUGACUGGGGUUUACGAGCUCUUAAGACAGUAUUGAAAGGCAGUGGUAGCCUGCUUCAGUCUUAUAGACGGACAUUACUUGAAGAAGGAAAGUCAACUGACAUAGAUACAAAUAUGGAAUCAGAGUUGGUUGUGCAAGCUUUGCGACUCAACACACUCUCAAAACUCACCUUUUCUGACAGCUCUAGGUUCGAUGACCUGGUGCGAGACGUGUUUCCUGAUAUUAAAUUUAGAGGUGUUGGCUACGAGGAUUUAGCUGAAAUUUUACAUGACACAUUUAAAGAAAUGACUCUUAUACCCAAUGAGAGACAGAUAAAAAAAGCUCUUGAGCUUUAUGAGCAACUCCAGCAGCGUAUGGGAGUGGUGGUAGUUGGUCCUUCAGGAUCAGGAAAAACAACCUUGUGGCAGACCUUGCGACAUGCUCUCCUGAAAAUGGAUAAUAAAGUAAAGAAAUAUGUUAUGAAUCCUAAAGCUAUGCCAAGACAACAGCUUCUUGGGCACAUUGACCAUGAUACAAGGGAAUGGUCUGAUGGUGUUCUUACUGCUUCUGCAAGACAAGUUGUCCGGGAACCACCUGAUGUAACUUCAUGGAUCAUUUGUGAUGGCGACAUAGAUCCCGAGUGGAUUGAGUCAUUGAAUUCUGUAUUAGAUGACAAUCGGCUUUUAACUAUGCCAUCAGGAGAAAGGAUACAAUUUGGUCCAAAUGUCAAUUUCCUCUUUGAGACUGAUGAUUUAUCCUCUGCCUCACCUGCUACAAUCUCUCGCAUGGGCAUGAUUUUCCUAAGUGAUGAAGACACCAAUAUUCAUGCAGUUGUUAAUGCUUGGCUUGAGUCACAGGGAGAAGAAGCCAAACGCUACCUUGAACCAUACAUUGAGCAAUACUUCUUUAAAGCUCUUGAAUGGGUGCUGAAAGCUGGUGAAGUUGAAGUUGAAACUACCCUAGUUGGAUGGGUUUUAAAUGGCCUCUCACAUCUUCAUGAAGUCACCAGUAAAGCUCACUUUUCCUUGGCACUUGUGAAGGGUCUGGGAGGUAAUCUUCCUGCAAACAUCAGAUCAGACUUUGCUCGUGAGGUAUUUUCGUGGGUGGGCGAACAUGUGCCAGAUCAGCGCAAACCUCUCAAUGUUUAUUAUGAUGCUUCCCGUGACCGCUUAGAACCAUAUACGUCUGAUUCCACUGAAGACAUCGUAGUUGGUACCGGUGAAGUUCCCCUGAUAUUAACAGCUGAUGCCAAAUGUGCUCUUGAUUAUUUCAUGCCAUGGCUUCAGUUAGAGACAAAACAGUCUUUCAUUCUGGUUGGACCAGAAGGCUGUGGAAAGAGUCAGUGGUUAAUAAUAUGUGUCCGGUCACCCUGCUUGGGGGUCUCGACCAAACCCACAAAGGCCCAAAUUCCUGGGUUUAACGUCUACCAAAAUGUACGUGAUGCCUUCAGUGCGGAUGAUUAUAGCCACUACUUGUUCACCCCGCGUGACCUGACGCGCUGGGUUCUGGGGCUCUUACGUUAUCAGGUUUCCUCAGACGAUGCUGCUCUUCAACCAUUAUUGGAGGUUUGGUUGUAUGAAGGCUGCAGGCUUUUCCGUGACAAGUUAGCCGAGAGUGCAGAUGUGCAGAAGUUUGAUGCAAUAAUUGUGUCCAGUAUACAGUCAGACUGGGGCAUGGAUCUUCGUGAUCACUUGGUUAACAAGUACUUUGUCACUCCUGCAGUUGGUGUUGUGGCACCUGGAGCACCUCUGCCUCUGCACGGCUACCAGCUUGGCCAAAUGAGCCCAGAGAAUUGGAGUGAAGUGGUGGGGAAUGCUGUACAACAGUACAGCAGGGAGAAACAAGAGCUUAAUUUGUUAAUCUUCACAGAGGUAUUAGAGGCUAUGGCACGUGUGGACCGAAUCUUAACAUCCCCCGGAGGAUCAUUCCUCAUGGCUGGCAGAUCGGGUGUGGGCCGCAGAACUGCAGUUUUUGUCAUUGCCAACUUCCACAAUAUUAGAGUUAUCUCACCAGCUAUGAGUCUUGGAUAUGAUAUCAAAAACUUCAAAAAUGAUUUAAAGCAGGUGAUGCAGAGUGCAGGUGUUGAUGGUGAACAAGUGUUGCUGCUUCUGGAGGAUCAUCACCUAGUGACCUCAGACUUUCUUGAAAUUAUCAACUCUCUUCUUAUGGCUGGAGAGGUUCCUGGGCUCUAUACUCCUGAAGAACUCGACCCACUUCUCAUGCCACUACGGGACCAGGCAGCUCAUGAAGGCUUCCGGGGUUCACAUUAUGCAUACUUUGCUUCAAGAGUGAUGAAAAAUUUGCACAUUGCUUUAAUUAUGGAUUCAAGCAACCAAGAGUUCUCUGUACAGUGUGAAAGUAACCCAGCCUUGUAUAAGCAGUGUUCUGUUCUCUGGAUGGAAGGCUGGGCACAAGAAACUAUGAUUCAGAUUCCAGACAUGCUCUUGGAUGAAACUGAGAGGGACCAAAACAGUGGCUCAGAGUUCCUGAAUUCCUUCUUAGCAAUAUACGAGAGUCUACCAACUCACCUUGCAACACCUCGGCGGUAUCUAACCCUUCUUCACAGUUAUCGUUUAAUUCAUAACACAAAGAAGGAAGGAGUCAUACAACGACAGCGCCAUUUAAAGGCUGGGGUGGCGAAGCUCAAUGAAGCACGUAAGGUAGUAAGUGAGCUCAAGGCUGAAGCUGCAGAAAAAGAAGCUGUAUUAGCAGAGAAGCAGUCAGAAGCUAACCAUGCCCUUGAGUUGAUCACUGACACCAUGAAGAAUGCCAAUGCUCAGAAAGUUCAGAUGGAAACAUUGAAAGACCAAACAGUAAAUGAAAACAAGAUUAUUGCUGAGAGAAAAAAGGCAAUUGAUGAAGAGUUAGCAGAGAUUGAACCCAUUGUGAGAGAAGCUAAAGAGGCUGUGGGCAACAUUAAAUCAGAGGCUUUGACUGAGAUAAGAUCUCUUCGAGCACCACCCGAGAUAAUACGAGAUAUCCUCGAGGGUGUACUGCGCCUCAUGGGGGUUCAAGAUACUUCGUGGAAUUCUAUGAAAACUUUCUUAGCAAAGAGGGGUGUCAAGGAAGAAAUAAGGAAUUAUGAUCCAAGAGAUGUAACAUCAGAAGCUCGCAAAUCAGUAGAAAAAUUGCUUCAUGAACGUGCAGAUUCUUUUGAUGCUUCAGCAGCUAAAAGAGCAUCAACUGCAGCAGCACCGCUGGCAGCUUGGGUAAAAGCUAAUGUACGAUUCUCUUACGUCUUAGAAAAAGUAAAACCUUUAGAGAAAGAACAAGAUAAACUACAAAGAAAUUUGGAGAAAGCAGAGGCUCAAAUUGGAGAGCUGUCUGCUGGUUUGGAUGAUGUUGACAAGCAAGUGGCAGUACUGCGGGAAAAAUUAAAUCGCUCUACUAAAGAAGCUGCAGAGGUAGAAUUUCAUUUAAAUAAAGCCAAGGAAACAAUCACAGCUGCAGAAAGCCUCGUUACUAAACUGGAGGGAGAAUAUCAACGUUGGAGUCAACAGGUGUCUGAGUUAGAUUCAAGUAUAAAAGGUCUGCCACGGGAGGCUCUCUUAGCUGCGUCAUUCAUUAGUUAUCUGAGUGAAGCUCCAGAAGACACGAGGAAAACUACCAUGGCCCUUUGGAGUCGCAUGUUACAGGUGUCUGGCUUUGACUUAAGAAGAUUCUUAAGCAGUGAGAGGGAACAGCUGCAGUGGAAGGCAGAAGGACUUCCAUCUGAUCAGUUAUCUAUUGAAAAUGCUCUCGUAAUACUCCAGUGUAGGCUGAGACCUUUCCUCAUUGAUCCAUCCUCUCGUGCUACUGCUUGGCUAUGCGAACAUCUUCGAGGAUCAACUGUAGAGCUUACAACUCAGCAAGAUCCAAAGUUUGCAACAACACUUGAGUUGGCUGUGAGGUUUGGGAAGACCCUCAUUAUCCAGGAAGUUGAUAAGUUAGAGCCACUUCUGUUCCCACUGCUCAGAGGAGAACUUAUCAGUCAAGGCCCUAGGUAUGUCGUUGAGCUGGGAGACAAAAUUCUUGACUACAAUGAAAACUUCCAGUUGUUCUUGGUAACCCGUAACCCUGCUCCAGAGCUACCACCCAACGCUAUGUCCAUCCUUACCUCAAUUAACUUCACCACCACACGUGCUGGAUUGACAGGACAGCUCUUAGCAGCAACACUGCAGGUAGAAAAACCUGAACUGGAAGUAAGGAGAACUGAUCUUCUGCGGCAAGAAGAAGACCUGAAAAUACAGUUGGUGACUUUGGAAGAUCAUCUCCUGACAACUCUUGCUGAAUCACAAGGCAAUAUCCUGGAAAACAAAGAAUUAUUGGCAUCAUUAGAGCAAGCCAAAUCUAGUUCUGCUACAAUUGAAUCCUCACUGAAAGAGUCUGGAUCUCUCCAAGAAUCUCUUGAAAAUGAGCGGAAAGCAUAUUUACCUCUGUCACAGGCAGCUGCUAAUCUUUAUUUUGUCAUAUCAGACCUCUCAAAGCUAAAUAAUAUGUAUCGCUUCAGUCUUGGAGCUUUCCAUAAUCUUUUCCAUAAAGCUUUGCAAACACCUCAGGAUGGAAGCAGUACAGAUCAACGCAUCAAAUCACUGCAGAGAGCCUUGAUUGAUCUGGUAUAUAGCUACAUUAGUCGUUCCCUCUUCAAGGCAGAUCGUCUCAUGUUUGCCUUACACCUCGUACAUGGCAUGUACCCAGAACUUUUCAGAGAAAAUGAAUGGGAGGCUUUCAUUGGCCAGUUGGUGACAGAUGUUAGAACUGAUGCAACAGAAGUCAAAGAAGCUCUUCCAAAGUGGAUUGAUGAAGAACGUGCAUUUGCAAUUUCGUUAUUGAAACAAACUUUCCCAACCAUGUAUGAGAUGCUGCAUCUGGAUGAUUUGUCGAUGUGGUCAGGCUUUGCUAGAUCCAGCCAUUGUGAGACGGAUUUACCAGUUCAGCUCGGUCAAAAGCUUUCUGGGUUCCAGCAUCUGCUUCUUAUUCAGGCAUUACGUCCUGACCGUCUCCAGUCUGCAAUGGUCAACUUUGCAACCAGAGCUCUAGGAAUGAAGGAAUUGUCUCCUCCAGCUCUAAAUCUUCGUCGUCUUCUUCCCGAAACAUCAGCUGGAGAACCCAUUAUGAUCAUUAUUUCCCCUGGUGCUGAUCCUUCACAAGAACUUCUUGAACUGGUCAAAAAUACUGUAGGAAAUAACAGCUAUAAUGAGGUGGCUAUGGGUCAAGGACAGAGUGAGAUAGCCAUAAAGCUACUGCAUGAUUGUGCAUCUGCUGGCCACUGGUUGUGUCUGAAGAACCUUCACCUGGUCACUGCUUGGCUUCCAACUCUAGAAAAAGAACUUAAUUCCCUACAGCCACAUAAAGACUUCAGAUUGUGGCUGACAGCAGAACCACAUACAAAGUUUACACCAAUAAUACUCCAGACAAGCCUGAAAGUCACAUAUGAGGCACCAGCAGGAAUCAAGAAAAACCUUCAGCGAACAUAUGAUUCGUGGACCCCAGAGAUCGUUGCCCGUGGAAAUAAUGUUAGCCGUUCCCAGGCACUCUUUGUUUUGGCAUGGUUCCAUGCUGUUGUUCAAGAGCGUAGAACCUACAUACCACAAGGCUGGUCGAAGUUCUAUGAGUUCUCCUUGGCUGAUUUGAAAGCUGGGUUAGAUAUUCUGGAUAGAUUAUUUAAUCAAGAAGGUACUGGUGAAAUUAAAUGGAACUUUAUUCAUGGCUUGUUUGAAAAUGCAAUCUAUGGUGGACGUAUAGACAAUGUAUGGGAUUUGCGAAUUCUUACUGCAUACCUAUAUACCUUCUUUACAAGUGAUGUUAUUGGUGGACGCAAACUUUCUCAUAAUCAGUUGGCACAGAACAUGGUUCUGCCAACUACUGUUAAUUAUCAGGACUUCACUGCUCUUAUCAGAAGUCUACCUGAAGAAGAUGAUCCAGCUUAUUUUGGUCUCCCAGCUAAUAUUGAAAGAUCUUGGCAGCGUAUUGUCAGCUCACAAGUCAUUGCUCAGCUCAAAGUUUUGAUGAGGUCGCCAGAGCUAGCAAGUCGCUUUGACCGUGAAAAGUGGCAUUCCCAGUUGUCACCAGUGUUGAAUUUAUGGAAGAAAUUAAAUCAGGGUGCUAAUCUCAUUCAAGCCAAAGUUUCUAUACCAGCCUCAUCAUCUGAGUCCCCAGUCAAGGCAUUCAUACAGCUGGAAUAUUUUUCUGUGGUCAGUAUUGUACAGACAGUCCAUCGGUCUCUAGCCCAGCUCUCCAAAGUUAUUCGUGGAACGCUUCUCCUUACUACAAGUGUCCAAGAGCUUGCAGACUCUCUCCUGAGGCAAGAGACUCCUGGCAGUUGGCAGAAAAUGUGGGAAGGACCAGAGGACCCAUUGGAUUAUUUAAGGAGCAUUAUAAGACGUGCACUGGGUAUUGGAAAAUGGCUGGCUAAAAGUGAUCAGAACAGCCUUCUCAAAGAAGCACUGGACCUUUCUGAGCUCCUGCAUCCAGCCACUUUUUUAAAUGCUCUUCGUCAACAGACUGCAAGGGAAUAUGGAACUUCAAUGGAUAAUCUGGAAUUUGUUACCUCCUGGUCACGUGGUGGAAUUCCUGAUGCUAAGGUUGCUAUGAAAUGGUGCGGACUCCAGAUGGAGGGCGCCACUUUUGAUGGAUCUCGAUUAAUGCAUAACUCUCAUGAUUCUCCCAGCAUUACUGUUGCUCCUUUGUGCACAGUAGCAUGGAUGCCAAAGGAUUUGGGAACUAGAAUGUACCAUGAAGAGCUGCUAUCUGUUCCUGUCUAUGCUGCCUCUGACCGAGAGCAGUUAGUUGGUAGUAUUGACUUACCUUGUCCCUCUCCUCACUACGAGUGGCGUCAGGCUGGUUUAGCUCUUUUCUUGAUGACAUAGAUUCUCAAAACUUAGUCUAGAUUUACUGCACCUGCUGAUUAUUUAGGAAGUAUUUUCAUGUCUGUGAAUGGUAGGAGAGUAUGCACACAAUCUAUUGAUGAAGGGUAUGAUUUAUAUAUUACAGCAAGACCUUUCAUAGCAUGUUUCUAACAAAAUACUAUUCAUAAUUAUAUAAAGAAAUAUAUUAGUACAGGUCUGCCAUCACAAAUCCGGCAGUCAGACAUUCGGUUUCAUCAGUUAUUCGGCACUUAUUUCGACUAGCAUAAUUCCAAAUUUCCAGGGUCGCCACACCAACAUGCUGGUACUGUUUGGUGGUGCUACUUGCUGCCUAAGUCAUUCCAAUUUCUUUUUUUCCAUUAUUAUAACCUGCUCACUUCUAGCCCUAGCCAUGGUUCCAACGAAUAAAAGAAGUGAUUCUCUUUGUGUAAAGCACAUACACAGUACACUGUCCAUAAAAGAUAAGGUGGCUUUGAAGCCACUGUCGAUUGCCAUGAGCUCAGUCAUGUGAUGCAGGGAAUAUGCUUUAUUAUUACUCUAACAUCAACACUACGGCUUAUUUUCCUGUCACAAUUGAUCUAAUAUGACAUAAUAAACAAUAUAAAUAACAGAAAUAUUUUAAAUAUGUACUCCAGAAUGAAUAACAUUUGGCAUAAUACCAAGCAGUUUGAUGGAGGUAUGAAGAGAAUAUGGGAUACAAGUACCAUCCUCCUAUCCCUGUCUUGGGGGCUUAUAUUAGAGAAAACGGAGUAUAGCACAGGACUAACUGUGAUAUACACUCGUAAUGCACCAUAAAACUCAAACAGAAAAGCUAUUUUCUCUACAUAGAUUAUCAUACAAAGCAGCAUAUAUGUAGAGAACCUAGGAUAACCAAAAAAAGUCAGACAAAAUGACUUAUUUCUAGUACCUGGCUUGGGCUUGCCAUAUAUGAUUUUUGGUAAAUAUUUUUUUUUCUCAGUUGUUUGUUGGGCUAUCUUACUGAAACUUGGGCAAUGUAUGAUGGAAAGAUGCUUCUUAACAUACAGCAAAAAAUUAAAAAAACUGACGAUAAAUAAUGGAGUUCACUUCUCAGCCACUAGCCGCCCCUUAGCGGUACAUUUUCGCAUGGUUUUUAUGGCUGUAUUCUCGUUUUUUUGGUCUCAUUUGAUAGAAUGGAAGAUAUAUUACAGAAAUAGAUAUGAUUUUGAUUGGUUUCACGAUGAAAAGUACCUUGAUCUCAAAAUAGCGGAAAUGUUUGAUUUUUGCCGAUGUUCAAUGAACUUUCUUGUGCAAGUCAAGUUGGUAAAUUUUAUUAAGUGUAUUCUAACCUAACCACUCUGUAAUCUGGCAAACUCAAUAAUCCGGCACACUACAGGUCCCAAGAUGCCAGAUUUGUGAUGGCAGACAUGUAUGAGGUUUUUGCCUGAGUUUACAUGCCAUAAAAGUUUUGAAAAAGUGGCUCAGGUAGGCUUAGUACUGCAUAACCUGUAGUGGUCCUCUUAGCAGACAACUGAUAAGCAAUGCUGUCAUUGCUAUUUGAACAUGGCCAAAAUUGGCAGUCUUUCCUAUAGACAGUCUACCUGGUGGGUUAGUUGUAGCCACUGCUGCCAUCUUACAGGAAAGAAAUUUAUAUAUUAUCAUAAUUUGCACAUAAAUGUACUUAUAGAAUAUUGGC
Cherax quadricarinatus is the source of this 14555-nucleotide messenger RNA. NCBI's taxonomy places the organism in Eukaryota, Metazoa, Arthropoda, Malacostraca, Decapoda, Parastacidae. The record is from RefSeq and is a predicted model, not a curated record.